AUGGCUGGCACCAGUGGAUUUGAAGCUUCGGCGGUUAGUGUGAUUAAACGGGCAGUGGAGUUAGAUGGCAAAGAACGCUUCACUGAAGCAUUAGUGUGCUACCAGGAAGGACUGAAUCUACUCAUGGAGGUCUUAAAAGUGACAACAGACGACGCAAAGAAGCGGGCCUGCACCCGCCUGGGCGACUACAUGGACAGAGCAGAGAAAAUCAAGCAACACGUGGAAAAGAAAAAGAAGGUGAAUUAGCACACUGGCAAAUACCACGAACAAAUCCACAUAGCUGCAGACUCCAACAACAGCUACAGUCGAACCUUCGGCCGUUUCCUAGACGAGUUUGUGACGGAGGUCCACGUUGAGGACCCAUACAUCCGGAACCCUCACCAGUGCUACAACUUCCUGAGGCUGUGCGAACUCCUUCUUGGGGGCAAGACGAAAGUCAAGAGGAUAAGCUUACUGACGGGACAAGACCAGGGAUCGGCGCAACAGCAAGAGGCAAGAUUUGAGGAGUUGAAAAGAAGCCUGGCCGAGUAUGGUGUAACGUUAGAUAUUAAUUACUCAUCGACGCUACACGACAGAGAAAUCAGAUUAAACAACGGUUGGAUAAUCAAGAUAGGUCGAGGUCUAGACUACUUCAAGAACACGGGCAAGUUCAGCAUCGGUUUCUGUGACAUGGACCUGCGCAAAUGCCACGAGACAACGGUCGACAUCUUCCAUUCCAAACACACACGAAGAAAUGAUACUGGCCGGAAACAAAAAUGCAGAUAA
Messenger RNA from Strongylocentrotus purpuratus (purple sea urchin), 765 nucleotides. Its product is annotated as MIT domain-containing protein 1-like. Gene Ontology annotation, cellular component: midbody. Gene Ontology annotation, biological process: midbody abscission. The record is from RefSeq and is a predicted model, not a curated record. NCBI's taxonomy places the organism in Eukaryota, Metazoa, Echinodermata, Echinoidea, Camarodonta, Strongylocentrotidae.